This is a messenger RNA of Pseudocercospora fijiensis CIRAD86, 2703 nucleotides long. RefSeq lists its product as uncharacterized. Lineage: Eukaryota; Fungi; Ascomycota; Dothideomycetes; Mycosphaerellales; Mycosphaerellaceae. The record is from RefSeq and is a predicted model, not a curated record. The coding region runs from base 1 to 2703 and encodes 900 amino acids. The transcript is spliced from 26 exons.
AUGCCAGAGGACUACAUGGCCAAAGGCGAGCCUCAGAGGUCUUGUGUCUGUGCUCUCCCGAUGACCAGCGAGGCAUUGGACAGUACGGCAGGCGCGCUCUGCGGCAGCAGUGCCCAGAAGGUAGGUCAGCGCAGCUUAAGAGAGCCUUCCCACACGCGCACAGUUUGUCUGGCCAAGAUGUCCAACAUUGUGUUCUCCAAGAGCCACGCAGGACGACGUCCUUACGACGAGACGAGCACCUUUCGACAGCGUCACGCUCUUGCGCUGGUACAGAAUAUGGGUCGACAGCUCGUUCUGAAUGCGAAACUAGCGGCGCGCGGUGUUUCGGAGGAGGUGAAUACUCAGACGAGUGUUCUGGCAGCGCGGCAAACGACGCAGUGGACAGGAUCUGGAGGCGAGGCGGUGGUGCAGAUGCAGCGCAAGCAUAUUCGCCGUGAACUAGAAGGUGGUGGUGGUGGUGUUGUCGUGGUGGAACUGGCAGCAGAAAACCCUGGCCAGCGGCGGCGCUGCGGAGACAUGGAUUCUCUUCCGUGCAUGAACUGCACCACACAACCCUGUCCCUGCCGGCGCCGCCGAAAGCGUGGAAAGUUGUCAAAAUGUGCACGGCUUAACGACGCUGCCUUACACCACGACGAGCGCUCGGAUGUAACCAAAGGUUUCCAUCACUGCUUCACCUCUGGACACUGGACGAGCACUUCCUCCCACGAGACUGGGAAGGAUUUCCGUCGACCGACGGGUGAGCACCCCAUCGAAAUCAUCAUGCCGCUCAUCAUUGCCAUGAGUUCUUCGGUAUUCUCACUGCUCCAGCGAGAGCUGUUUCAUUAUACCUCGCACGUAGAGAUCCUUCGAACUUCUGGUUCCAAUGUACUGAUAUCUUUCUUGGUCACGAGAUACACAAAUGCAUACUGCCUGGCUGGCAGGCAUAUACACUUGAUCCCACAGCCGACGAGAUAUCAACUUGAUCCACGCGGACUUCACGCAAACGAAAAGCGCACUCGCAAGCCACCGACGAUGAUUUCCAAGCUUCUAGCAAACAAGAAGAGCGGGUUGGCGGAGAAAGAGGUCAGCGCUGCCAGGACAGCGAGGGCGCUUACAGCGCUAGAGAGGAGAGGGAACCACCUCGCAUGGAACAAGUUUUGGAAGGGCAACAGCGAAGACCAUGGCACAACGCAUGAACAUCAUGGGCAAUCCACUCGCUCCAUACCUUUACAAAGAGAGUGCGCAGGGUAUUCUCAGCCUGCAUACCUCCGUUUCGCACUACAAUUCCUAUCACAUCCAAAGACAACGAUGCACUGGAGAUUUUUUUGUCUCCAGAACCGCACAAACACUAAUGAGCUGGUGUACGGCGGACUCACAACUGAUCCUGGAGGCAUCUCGGACAGCCCUCGCUGCUGUGUCUGGCAUACACGUACUCUACAUUCAGUUUGCAAACCGGUGGACAUGAAAACGAUGCCAUGCGCCGAAGUUGCAGCAUGUGUUGAUCUCCUCCGAGCCAACGAGUUCUCGCAGCACGGUGUACACGCAGCCGGGUGCGAGUUGUACACGCAGCCGGGUGCAAGCUGUACACGCAGCCGCGUGUACGCUGUACAUGCGUGGGGCAUCGGCCACUGCUCCCAGCUUCCCUCCGACUCCGACUGUUCAGUUCAGAGGACAUUCAACGGAGAUGUUGCGCAAUAUGCCGCUAGAAAACAAAUGCGAACCGGAGACUUUAUGAAGGCAAUGGCAUACAUAAUCAUUUCACACCGCAAACACUUCCACUUCCGCACGAUCGCUGACACUGUUAUGUUACUUUGCACCAGAUGCAACAAAUGUUGCAAUGGGCCAGAGAAUUUGGAUCGUAUCAUACCGAAUAUGCUCAUGAACAUACGCGUUUCAGUCUUUAUUCUGACCAGUUCAGAAGAAGUGCUGGUAGGGAAUGCAUUGCCAGCAUUGCCAGCAAUGCCAUCUUCUACUUGUUCGGACUUCGGAGAAGAAGUUGUGGAGAGGGAGAUUGGGUUCCGCCAAGAAUGCGGGCUGAAGCUUCAAGUUCUCCAGGCUGGCUGGCUCCGAGUCAAGCAGCUCACGCAUCAACAAUCGCCGCGCAUCACUCAAAGUCUCGAAGUUGGGCUGGACUCUGCCUGCGCCGAACGAGCCGUCGUCGUCUUCGAUCAACAUGUCAACAUCGCCUCCCUCCGAGCAGCAUCCUCUCGACUUCCCAUAACAACCGCCCUACGAUGGCGAGACAGCAGGUCCUCAGUAAGCCUUGGGCCAGCACGCAAUGUCAGCUCAGCUCAGCCUAGCUCAGAAGAGAGGAAGAGAUUGCGCCUCGUACGGCUGACAGACACUCGAUCGGGCACUUCAGCAAGUCCGCGCAAUGGCAAAUGCCAUCAGGACAAGAACAAGGGAGCGCCAGAGGAGAAGCACAAAAUGGAGCACAUGGGACCUUGCAAUGAGAACAUUGACGAGGAUGAUGCUAUAUUGAGCAUACGACUCCCCACUGCUUCCCUCGGCAUCAUCAGAAGAAGCUGCUGCAUGGAAUCCACUGAGCACCAAUGCAGAGCGAUCGUGGAGCUGGCCAGUGGUGUUGAGUCGAUGAUGAUUCGUCCCAAAACUCACCUCAGAGAUCGCACCGAUGUGCAAUACAGUGGUGACAGCAAUGAUGCUAAUCGACUGGCAGGCACAGGACUCGUCGAAUGCUCUUCAACAUACGGGCGACAGAACUGA